Elaeis guineensis (African oil palm) is the source of this 822-nucleotide messenger RNA. RefSeq lists its product as uncharacterized. Gene Ontology annotation, cellular component: endoplasmic reticulum membrane; Golgi apparatus. Gene Ontology annotation, biological process: endoplasmic reticulum calcium ion homeostasis; calcium ion transport. The record is from RefSeq and is a predicted model, not a curated record. Lineage: Eukaryota; Viridiplantae; Streptophyta; Magnoliopsida; Arecales; Arecaceae.
CUGUAGGGUACAAGAGGGCUUUUGGAGAAUCCGGGUCAGGUUGGCCGGACCGAGCUGGCAGUUCCUUUGUUUUCCCCCUUCCUUGCGAGGAACUUUCGCGAAGUCGUCGAUAAUUUAAAGGGACCGCAGAGAACGACCCUUUCUGCCAAAACUCUCCUUCCUUCCGCGGAGAAGACUUAUCCGGAGACCGAGGUGGGAGCCAACCAUGGCAUACGUCGAGAAUGGUGUUGUGAAACAAAAGCGGACUGUUUGGAGGUUAAGCAUAAUAUCAGAUUUCUUCUGGGCCAUUGUGAAUUUCAUCAGUGUGUUCUUUAUGACAAUGUUCUCGAUGGAAAAAUCAAAUGAAUACAAGAAAGGGUCAGGCUCUAGUAAGAAAUGGGACGGUGGCCCUGGAGGUGGUCCUGGAAGGGGUCCAUAUGGUGGUGGUGGUGGUGGUCCCCGUGGGCCACGUACAUUGGCUGAUCUCAGAGGAAAUGAUCAUAGUUCUCUUCCUGCAUGUGGAUCCUGCUGUGGAGGCUAAAUGCAAUUUUACAUCUUUCUGGAUCGUUUGCCACCUGUUCAAAUAGACUUUCUGCUUUUCUGUAUCAAGACAAUAUGUUUGAAAUGGCUCCUUUCGUCACAGCAACUUGUAAUUCAGGUUGUGGACAUGUGGCAUGUUAUGGUUUUUGGUUUUAUAUGGAGUAUCUCUAGUGUAAAACUCUAAUACAACUUGGAAAAGUUGGUCUUACCUGGAGUAUUUCUACCAUACAAUUCUGCUUUCAACUGGAGAUAUCCUAAAAAGCAAUAAUGAUGUGUGGAAUAGAAGGUAGCUUUCCAACUGCC